AUGGAUGAUUCAACUAGUUUAAGUAGUUUAAAUUCAGCUGAUUUUAUUCUCAUUAAUAAAGAACAACCUCAACUGAAAGUUGCUGCUGGUGGUGAAAUUAUUGAUUUAGAAAAAAAUAUGGCGGAAAUAUUAAAUGAAACUUCUGACAGCAAUGUUCCUAUAUCUGAAUCAAAUCCCGAUGACAAUGUUUCUCAAACAUCAACUGAACAAAAAGAAUCUCGACCUGAUCUGACUACUAGUGUACUUUUUCAUGGUGUAACCUAUUUAGGAUCUGCUAGUGUAAAUGCACCUCGAUCUGAAGAAGAACUUCAUAGAAAUAUGGCUAUUUUAAAUGAACAAAGUAAAGUUGCUCUGGAAGUUACUCUAUGUGUUCCAGACAAUGCUAAUGGUAUAGUUCGACUUCUUGAUCCUCAAAGUGAAGUCGAAAUAAUGUCAUAUCGUGUGUCGCAAAUACUCUUUUGUGCUCGUGGUCCAUCAAAUAGUCCACUAUCAUGUUGUUGGGCAUUUACUGCGUCACGUCCAUCAACAUUAGCAAAUGAACAAAAUGGAAAAAAUCCAAAUGAAAUUCUUUAUCAAUGUCAAAUUUUUCGAUGUGAAAAUCAGGAUGCAAUUUAUCGAAUUUUAUUGAGUUUUGCAAACGCGUUUCGUCGAACAUCUAUGCCAACAAAUAAUCCAUCGUCAAUCUCACGUCGUACAACAUCAUUAAUUGGUCAAGCAAUUCAAGCAACUGUAGCACAAUUACAACCACAAGCAUUAAAUUCCAAUCAAUCAUCAAAUAGUCAACAAACAUUUGAUGGAUCAAUUAAAUUUCGUUGUUAUUUUGAUAUUAAAGAAGAAAAUAUUGAUAGUAAAGGAAAUGUUAUUUUAACAUCUGUACCAAGACCAGAAAAAAAUGUAUUUAAUCUACGAAAAAAUGUUCGUAAAAAUGUUAGUGUUACUCUUCAACAAAUUCGUGGUUCUCCAUUGAACAUUGAAAGAUGUUUUGGUUUACUUCUUGCUCAAGGACGAAAUGUUCGUGCAAGUGAUAUGCAAUUACUUGAUUUGGAAACCAUGGGAAAAUCAGAAGAUAAUCGAUAUUAUACUGUUAGAGGAUAUUGGAAUCCAUUGGCACGUUCUUUUAAACAUUUGACAUAUCUCAAUGAAGAAACACCCAAAGGUGCUCGUAUAUUUCUGACGGUUGCAUUAGAUAUUGUGAUAAGCGGUAUUUCUGAACCGGUUCGAUUUUCAAUUGAAGCUAAAGCUCGUAUUAAGGAAUUAAAUAAAUCAAAUGAUAUAACUUCUCAAGAUAUAAGUGAUACAAUUUGGUCAUCAUUUAAAAAAGUAACACCAUUUACUGAAGAAUUUGAUAUGAUUAUCAAACAGGUGGUAUCGAAAAAUUCUCAUCAAGAUGAAACAUAUGAAGUACUACAAUUAGAAAGCAAAUCUGAAGCUGAAAGACGAGCAAAAUUUGGUCGAUUAAUAUCAAUACCAUCAAAUAGUACAGGUGAUGAUGACGAUGAUAGUGAUGAAGCCAUAGUUAGUGGUUUUGGACAUGUAAGUAAAGAUUGUGAUGACGAAGUUCUUAGUAGUUGGUGUGAAAUAUUAAUCAAAUGGAGAAAAAAUUAUUUUGAACGUCCAAAAGGUUUACAAACACUUGUACGAAAAGGUAUUCCAGAAGCAUUACGUGGUGAAGUAUGGUCAUUAUUAGCUGGUAGUGUUAAAGAUGAAAAUGAAAUGAUUAAUACUUAUCGUUUAUUAUUAACAAAAGAAUCAGCAAGUGAAAGAAUUAUUAUUAAUGAUCUUAAUCGAACAUUUCCAGCUCAUGAAUAUUUUAAAGAACAAGGAGGAAUUGGUCAAGAAGCUUUAUAUAAAUUAAGUCGAGCUUAUUCAGUACGCGAUGAAGAAGUUGGCUAUUGUCAAGGUUUAUCAUUUGUUAUCGCAACUUUGCUUAUUCAUAUGCCUGAAGAACAAGCAUUUAUGCUAUUAUGUAAAUUAAUGGAAGAUGAACGUUAUUUAUUACGUGAAAUGUAUAAAGCAAAUUUUGAAAAUCUUCAAAUGAAAUUUUAUCAAUUAAAUUGUUUAAUAGAAGAGAACUUACCGGAUAUUUAUGCUCAUUUUUAUGAUCUUAAAGUAGAAUGCCAUAUGUUUGCUUCACAAUGGUUUUUAACAUUAUUUACUGCAAAAUUUCCACUUUAUUUAGUCUUUCGUAUUAUGGAUAUUUUUUUAUAUGAAGGUUUUAAUGCAAUUUUCGCCGUUGCUUUAGCUUUAUUAAAGUGUAAUCAAAAAGAUUUAUUAUCACUUGAUUUUGAAGGUGUUAUGAGAUACUUUCGUGUAAAUUUACCAAAAAAAUAUCUUUGUGAAGAUCAUGCUGAUGAACUUAUUCAAACUGCUUCUUCAAUGAAGAUACAUGCAAAAAAAUUAAAACGAUAUGAAAAAGAAUAUUUAUUUCAUCGUGCUGAAGAAGAACAAAAAGAAACGCCAUUGCAACGUCUUGAGGCUGAUAACAAACGUUUAACUGAAGCAUGUAUGCGUUCCGAAUUCGAAAAUGAAAUUCUUGCACUUGAAUUAGUUAAUGAUCGUAUUAGACUUAAAGGAAAUCUUCAUGAAGCAGAAGAUCAAAUUGAAAAUUUAACUCGAGAGUUAGAAGGAACUAAAACUACUGUGAGACAAAAUGAAGAACUUGCAAUUAGAUUGAAUGAAGAAUUAGAACAUAUUCGAGAAGCUUUUAGAGAUACAUGUGAUGAACUUCAACAAACACAAAAAAUGCUUCAUGAUAGUAAACGAAUUUGUUCACAAUUAAAUCAUCAAAUAGAUGAACAUAAAGAAAAAUAUAUUCAAAAAAUGGAAUUUAUCCACAAUCAUUGUUGUGAAUCAUGUCGAUUAUUAAUUUAUUCUUCUUCAUCAAGUAAUGCAUCAACACCUGAACAAGAAACAAUAAAUAAUAAUAAUAAUAAUGAUGAUGAUGAUUUAUCAUCAAUUAUUCCAUCCGCUAUUGUUGAUCGUUUACAUCGUGUUGAAAUUGAAUUAGCAGAAAAAAAAUUAGCAUUAACAGAAGCUUUAUGUGAAAAUCAAGAAUUAAUGCGUCAACUUCGACGAUCAACAUCAACAAUAAAUGAUUCCGAUUCUAUAUCUCUAUCAAGUAAUCAUUCAACUAAUCAAAAUUCAUCUGUUAGUUGGCUAUCAAAAACUGUUAAUACAAUUAAAGAAGCAGCUAAUGCAGCAAAUAGAACAAAAAUUAAUUAA
Molecule: messenger RNA, 3222 nt
Organism: Rotaria sp. Silwood2
Lineage: Eukaryota; Metazoa; Rotifera; Eurotatoria; Philodinida; Philodinidae
Source: the annotation of a GenBank genome assembly